AUGAGCGAUGUUGGCAUAGAAGGAAAAAGUAAUAGAACGCAUGGUAGAGCUAAUCUACCUUGUCCUGAUUGUGAUCGUCCAAGGAUAUCAUAUGGAUGGUGUAUGAAAUGUGAAUCAAGAUGCAUGGAAAAAAACUUUUCUUUCUGGACAAGUGGAAACAGUGAAUUAGAUAAAUUAAUUCAACGUAGUCAGAUUUCAGCAGUACAAACUUGUGAUUAUUUGGAAUUUAUAAAAUUUGAAGACAUAGAAAUUAGUAAAUUAAUUGGCAGAGGAGGUUUUAGUAAAGUAUAUAAAGGUGUUUGGAUAGAUGGACCGAGAUGGAAUUGGGAUGAACUUGGGGACAUUUGGUGUCGUAGCGGGCCAAUAGAAGUUGCUCUAAAAGAACUAGAUAAUUCUCAAAUAUUAUCAUAUGAAUUCCUUGAACAGCUCAAAAAAUAUUAUCAAUGCUUGCACAAUGGGACAAUGGCAGACUGUUUUGGAAUUACAAGAAAUAAUGAAACUGGCUGUUAUUUGUUCGUUAUGCGAUAUUAUGAAAAUGGUAACCUUUACGAAUUUCUUGAUAGAAAUAAAGGAAUUAUUAGUUGGAGAGAUAUGGUGGAUAUGUUAUGGGGAAUUGCGAGUGAAGACCUUAGAUCUGAAAUGCCAGCAGAGUAUCAUGACCUGAUGACUCAAUGUUGGGACUUAUUACCAGAAAAUCGACCGACAGCAAGUAAAUUAAAUGAAACAUUGGGUAAUUGGAUUUCUGACAUUUGUGAUAACCCAAAUCCUUCAGAAAUUUCAAAUAGUUUCGGCGAUGCAGAAGAGAAAAGGUGGGAACUCAUCGGUAAACAAAACGAAGAAAAAAAAUUUCCAUCCAAUUUUGUUCACGAGGAGGCUAUUUACACUAGUCGUAUCUUUGACUUUUCUAAAUUAAGACAAUUUAAUUAA
This is a messenger RNA of Racocetra persica, 927 nucleotides long. The record is from the annotation of a GenBank genome assembly. Lineage: Eukaryota; Fungi; Glomeromycota; Glomeromycetes; Diversisporales; Gigasporaceae.